This is a messenger RNA of Cuculus canorus (common cuckoo), 3096 nucleotides long. It is a transcript of the gene SLC25A51, whose product is annotated as solute carrier family 25 member 51. NCBI's taxonomy places the organism in Eukaryota, Metazoa, Chordata, Aves, Cuculiformes, Cuculidae. The transcript is spliced from 4 exons. The record is from RefSeq and is a predicted model, not a curated record. Bases 475 to 1362 code for a protein of 295 amino acids.
UGCGGGAGGUGGGGCUGUGCGUCACGCUUGUGCGUCACGCUUGUGCGUCGGUCGCCGCCUCUGCGUCUCGGGCGCGCGGGGCCGCGUGCAGAGCUGCCGCCGCUGCCCUCCCCCACCAUGGCAGCAGGUCGCCCGGUGCCGAGCCCCGGCGGGGCGACGAUCACUCCCGAGCGGCCCUGAGGCCUCCUGGCCCCGCCGGACCCGUGGUUUGCCCCAGCGACUGCGGGGCGGGUAGCCCAAGCCCAGGAUGCGUGGGUUGUGUGCCAGCGUUUUGAAGGCCUUUGUGGUGUCUGUAGGUCAAUGGGCUGAAGUCCUCAGGAAGCGCUGGCUGUGCAUGCCGGGAGAUGGAGGACGUGAGAGUCCCUGAGGUACAGACCUGUCGCCAGGGAACACGGUGUCCAAAAGGAUCGCCAAAAGGAGCAGGCAGCUUCUGCAACUGAACUGAAGGGGAGGGGAACUAAGGCAUACUGCAGUAUGAAGCACGGUGUAAUGGAUUCAGAAGGUUCUGCCCUGAGGAAUUCAAAGGAGUAUCUAAGGAAUGACGUAAUGGCUACCUCUGGUAAACAUUAUCUCUGUGGCUACUGUGCGGCCUUCACAAACAUAGCAGUCACUUUUCCCAUCCAGAAAGUCCUCUUUCGACAACAGCUGUAUGGUUUGAAAACAAAGGACGCAGUGCAUCAGCUGCAGAAGGACGGCAUUCGCAAUCUCUAUCGCGGCAUCCUUCCUCCAUUAAUGCAGAAAACAACCACACUGGCUCUGAUGUUUGGCUUGUAUGAAGAUUUCUCCUCCCUGCUCCUUAGGCAUGUGAGUGCUCCAGAACUCCUGACUCGCAGCAUGGCAGCAGUGCUUGCAGGGACCACAGAAGCUGUUCUGACACCCUUUGAGCGCGUUCAGACUUUGCUUCAGGACUACAAACACCAUGAUAAAUUUACAAACACUUACCAGGCAUUCAAGGUACUGAAAGCCUAUGGGGUAAGAGAAUAUUAUCGGGGAUUGGUGCCUAUUCUGCUCCGGAAUGGGCCCAGUAACGUACUCUUCUUUGGGCUGCGGGGACCUAUCAAACAGUGUCUGCCUGAGGCAACCUCUUACAGCGCUCAUCUGGUCAAUGACUUCAUCUGUGGAGGGCUGCUGGGUGCCAUGCUGGGGUUCUUGUUUUUCCCAGUGAAUGUUGUGAAGACUCGCAUGCAGGCUCAAAUUGGUGGUGGAUUUCAGUCCUUCUCUGAAGUCUUUGUGAAGAUCUGGGUGGAACGUGAUAGAAAACUGAUCCACCUUUUCAGAGGAGCCCAUCUGAAUUACCACCGUUCUCUCCUGUCUUGGGGCAUAAUCAAUGCAACAUAUGAGUUCUUGCUAAAGCUGUUGUGAAACCACUGCCUUCCGCCAGCGUUCUGUUCAUCUAGGCAUUGGCACAGGCGAUAUCGCUCAGUCCCAGGGAACAGGGCCUGCAUAUCAUGAGAGGUAAUUAGUCUUAGCCUUCAAUAUUUAUGGAGUGAAUGGUGAUGCAUCUGAACCUCAGUGCAAUUAAGAUGAACUUCUAAAAGUAUUUAUAUGCUGGCAGGUGAGUUUACCCAUAAUGGAGCUACUCGAGAAAUACAAGGUUUUUUAAAAAAAACCAAACUUACAUUAGUCCAGCGGCUUAUUCUGUAUCACUCCCAAAGUCUCAUAACGCUCCAUGGUGGAAUGUGCUCUCCUGUCCACAUUGUACAACAUGAAAAUAAAAAAAGAGCUGAUGAAAAUUGAUUCCUUUGACUGAUAAGCUUCGAAAUCUCAAUUUAAGAACUGCAUUUUCAGAUGUUUUGGGGUCGUAAGUACUCCUUAUUGUCUAAAGCUAAAAGGACUGAUGCAGAUGAGGAUGACUGAAGUUUAGAACUUCAAGCUUACAGUAAGCCUGCACAAACUCUUCUGCCAGCUAUUCUCAUGCUCGGCUUUAAGGUGAACGUUUCAUUCAGCAGUGUAAGAGCGGUUACUGAAUGUUUCACUUCGGUCUAAGUGGACUCCAAUUCUAAGUGGGAAUCUGUGUGUGUAUACGUGUGUGUGUGCCUUCAUGGGAAAAGGGAAGAGUGGAAGGAAUUAAACUGUAAAUGUACUAGAGCUUUAAAGUGUCCUUCCUUGUUGAAAAAACCUUCUACUUGUAAACAUGGAAUUUGGCCUGCCUUUUUUUCUGUGUGCAUUGUGUAUUUUUCUGUUGCAUACAGCUGUGGGGCCAGAAAGAAGACGGCCCUUUCCGUAAUGAUAACGGCUUCACGCUAUUAUGAAGUAGUUCACAAACACAUCUUUUUCACACUGAGGUAUCUUGUCUUCUGCAAAUUAGUUCUUUUCUGUUUGUGCUGUGGAAUAAUGGAUCACAAGGAGACAAGGAGAUAUUUUUUACCUGAAACUUGGAGUUCUGCCAACUUGAUGUGUACUCUUGACAGCUCUGUCAAACAGAACUGUACAGCAGCACAGACACAAUGCGUCUCGGGGUGUUGCCGGGGGUCUGUACGCGUAGCAGAGAUGAGAGCCAAAGAUGACAGAAGCAGCUGGGUGGGAAAGACGCAGCAUUUGGAGACGUGUGCAAGGACUUCUGUGGGUGAGUAUUGAAAAAGACUUGCAGAAAUACAAAGUGUUCUGUCUUACAGACUUGGGAACUGAGAGAUGUAAGGCUUCAGGCCUUAGAGAAAGGGACAGAAGAGCAAGCAUGACCAUAAACCAGGUGAGGGUCUUAGCAGAAAGCACUUGAUUCUCCCGAGGGAGUUUAUUUUAUGAAACUACAUUAAAAAAAUAUUUUGGACGAUGAGGAGCAAAAAAAGCUUUCCAAAACUGGUCUGAGUGGGUCUUUUCACAAGUUUUUGAGUGGAUAUUACUUUUUUGAGUUUUCCAUUUGCUAAACUGCCCUCAAAUGUUGAUUCUAAUCAGUGUUAAUGAUUAUAAUCAUUAUAUAGUCCCUAGCUUCACAGUAAAAAAUUGGCCAGGCACAAGUGGGCGUUCUUAUAUCCCAAUAUUGUGAUUUUUUGCAUUUCAAUAAAAUGUUCACUCAAUGUUUGUUACUGGCAGAAUCUGAUUUUUACUGGUGUUUUGGUUUUUGUAAUCAGUCCUUGAUGGAAUAAAGAAAUUUGCAUC